Messenger RNA from Pestalotiopsis fici W106-1, 1296 nucleotides. RefSeq lists its product as uncharacterized. The record is from RefSeq and is a predicted model, not a curated record. Lineage: Eukaryota; Fungi; Ascomycota; Sordariomycetes; Amphisphaeriales; Sporocadaceae. Bases 1 to 1296 code for a protein of 431 amino acids. The transcript has a single exon. Gene Ontology annotation, molecular function: hydrolase activity.
AUGGACCAGCAACACCAUUAUCAGCAAAACCAAGAGAUUUCACAGGUCCAAGGAAAAACCGGGUGCCGGUUGCGCCAGAGUUCCGAGAUGCAGUUUCCAGACAUCGACAAGGAGAAAUGUCUUUCGUUCCUAUCGAAAUUGGUGCAAAUCAAGAGCUAUUCCCAAACAGACGGCGAAUUGACAGUGACUAGCCACAUUGCCGCGUGCAUGAGAGAGAUUGGUCUCGACACGGAAAUUGUGCCAUUCGAUGAAGAAAAACGACAGAAUGCAGUGGGUACCUGGAGAGGAAGAGGAAAGGGCGACAAUGCAGCAAAGUCGCUCCUAUUCAAUGGCCACCUGGAUACCAACCCCGUGAGCGGAGGAUGGACCAUCGAUCCAUGGGAAGGCAAAGUGGACGACGACUUUAUUUACGGAAUUGGUGUCAGCAACAUGAAGGCAGGGUGCGCUGCCUACUUUUGCGCCGUGGAGACAUUAAAGGCCAGCGGCUGGAUGCCUAGGGCGGAUGUCUAUCUGACCUUUGUGGUGGGCGAGCUACAAGGAGGCGUCGGUACCAUGGCCCUGAUUGAAAAGGGCAAAAUCCAUGCUGACUAUUUUAUCAACUGCGAGCCUUCCGACAUCAAGGCCGUUACCAUGCACGCCGAGGCCUUGAUCUUUGAGAUUGUUUUGAGAGGAGUCACGCGACACAUGUCUGCGCGUGAAGAGGCGGCUGAUGCCAUCAUGGCAGCUUGCAAGCUCAUCCCAAAGCUCAACGGCAUGGUCUUUAGCGGUGCAAAGAGCAAGGAGCACCUCAAGUGUAACCGUUGCCAGAUCGGCGUCGUGCAUGGUGCCCUAGGCGACGAGCUGGCGGAGUGGCGGCCGCCUCAGGUAGCCGAUGUGUGCAAACUUGCCGGCAGUGCUAGAUAUGCGCCGGGCCAGACACAAGAAGGCGUCAUGCAGGACUUGGCUGCAGUCAUCGAACAGGUCAUCCUCGACUUCCCUGGCAUGACCUUUGAGCUCAAACAGAGAUUUGAACCCACCAUGCCAGCGUUUGAGGUAUCGCCCGAAUCGCAUAUAGUCAAGUCGCUAAACGAGGCCUAUUACGAUGUUCGGGGAACACAACAGCCCACUGGGGUCCUUGCGCCAACAUGUUUCUACGGCUCCGACGCGGGCCAUCUUUACAAGAGCUUGGGCAUGGAAGGUGUCGUGUGCGGCCCAGGCGGCAAGUACAAUACCCGACCGGAUGAAAAGGUGGAUAUACCAGAUUAUCUCGAUUGCAUUAGGAUGUUCAUGAGAGUUAUUGUGGAAAUCUGUGGAUAG